GAGAAGAAAGGCCUCCGUCAUUCGGAUUUGAGUCGCCUUCGCGCCUUGCCAUCGGCGCGCUUUGGUCGCCCAUGAUAUACUGUUGAGCAGAUGUGUUGCACAUCAGAGCGCAUCAUCACCAUUACCUGAGGCCCUGAGCCUUCGAGAACCAUAAUCGUUGUUCAGGAUCAGAAAUGUCCUGCGGCAGGCGCUGACCGGCAGGCUCAACUUGGCGUACCAUAUCAGUAACUUCCAGGCUAGCGCUUAAGCAACUGCUGUCAUGUCCGUCACCGGCCUCACGGAAUUUGAGGACAGUUAUGAGGCGGACCUGGCACAGGCAAUAGCAGCUAGCCUUCAGGACGCGCCAGCGACAGAUGAAUUGUACAACCCGGCGUGGGAUGCCUUGCUUGCGGCGGGCCAGGCCGCGACCGCGGGCGGAGGCGACGCCGCCACAACGGCGACAGCAGGGCGCGCCUCGCCGGUGCUGAUGCUGCCCGCCCCGCCGCCGCAACUUGGCGGCGCGCUGGCGUCACGGCUGGGCGCUGUGGAGGACGACGACGCGGACUUCCAGAGGCAGCUGGCAGCGGCCAUGGCCGCCAGCAUUCAGUCGGCCGAGGAGGACAGCCUCCGGCGCAAGCACUGCCUGCCGACCGCGGCGCCACCUGCAGCGGCGUUGCCCAGCGUUUUCCCGGGCAUGGCCUCAGGCUUGUAUGGGGGCGCGGGCGUGUACGCCACCACGGCGCCUUCGCUGCCUGCCAACGCCUCAGUAUGCAAUGCUUGGGCGGCGACAGGGCCGGCGGCACUUGCAGCGGACACACCGCCCACUGGGCUCGACUCCACAGCAGCUGGGGGCCUUGGCGCAGGCUUGCAGCGCGGCGGCGCAUACAACACUGCCACACGCCAGUCGUCUGCUCCCCUGCCUGAGUUGGCGUUGGUGCCCUCGCUGUUGGCGGGGCCGCCGCCCGGCAGCCCCGUGUCGUCAACUGCGGCCAGUGCAGGCGGCAGCGGUCCCAGCAGCCCCGUCACCUUCCCUGCUGCAGCGCAACACAUCGCUGCACACCAGCCUGCGUGCCACAAAGCAGCGGCUAUCCCGCCGCGCCCUGCGGCCGCCGUCGCAACGGCGGCCGCCGCUUCGCUGCUGCUGUCGGCCUCGCCCGGAAAGCAUGGCCGCACGCCCUCGCACACCAGCCUGCCUGAGGCCAGCCAGCCACACAUGAAGCGCUCACGCCCGGCCAGCGACAGUGGCGCAGGCGCCGGCGUCAGCGCGUUUGGCGUGGGUGCCGGUCUGCAGGCCACGGCUGAGUCUUCGGGCGCGGGUGUGCGCCUGGGUGGCGGCGCCAUGGGUGCGGGGGCGGGCUCUGUGCGCGUCACGAGCUCGGGUCUGUCGGGGCACCUCGCAGCUCGUCGGCUGGGUGAAGGCGAUGCUGCCGACCCUAACAGCGGCGGCGGUGGUGGAGUUCGCGGCACGUGGACCGACCUGCGCGGCCGCUGCGCGAGUGUCGCGGCUGCGGACCUCAUUGCCGGCGCGCAUGGAGAGUCGCCGCCCACCCGACCAGCGUCUGCAGCAUCGGGAUGCAACCCUGCGGCCCUGGCGGAGGCGUCUGCUGCCGUCAGCCUGGCAGCAAUCGCCGCGGCCUCGUCCGGCGAGCGCCAAGGCCUGGUUCCGCUGGACCUCUCGGGUUCAUUCGUCGGCUCUCGCAGCCUCGCGCCCCCUGGUCGCCUGCACCCGCAUCAGCACCAGCUUAGCCAGCAUCAGCACCUCGAGCAGCAGGCGCACGCGGCAUUCUUGCAGCUGCGGGAGCGCAGCGGCAGUGUUGCCGCUGACGGCGGCUCCGGGCUCCGCGGGGCGGUGGCGGCGCUUGACCUAUCGCGGCCGGCGUUGCGCCUGGAGCAGCUGCUGCAGCGGCCGCACCAGGCACACCAGCCCGCGGCAGAGGUUGGGAUCCCGUUGCGCCGCGCAGCCAGCCUCACCACGAUAGGGCUGCAGGCCGUGGCAGAGCCCAUGUCUAUCGACACGGCCGCCCAGCCCCCGCAGCCCCUGCCUUUGCCUGACGCCGCCGAAGGCGCAGCCGACGGCACCGCUGUGGCCGAGGUGCCCGCCUUCGAUGGCGCCGCCGAUCGGCGGCUGCUGCAGCACCAGCGCGUGUGGUGGUGGCUGGGGCCAUCACAGGCGCAGCUGGGACGCGUCAUCUCCAUCGACCGCCGCAGCAAUCCGCUGCUGUACAGCGUGCGCCUGGACGCGCCGGCGGGCAGCGGUGGCGAGGGCGAGGUGGUCAUUGCCACCGCCGACUGCCUGCUGCCGUUUGUCAUGUUCGGUGAGGCAGUGAUGUGCCGCCUGGAGGCAGCGCCGGACCUGGAGUCGGCCAACGAGGCAGAAGGCCAAGCCGACGUGGAGGCGGACGCUGCGCACAUUGCGCCGGCGUCGGCGCGCUCGUGUGCGUGGGCUCGUGGCGUGCUGCAGCACUGCGUGUUUGACGGGCCUGUGCCGGCGGUGCACGUGCUGCUGCAGCAACGGCACGGCGCGGCGCUGUGCACGGUACCGUAUGCAGCGGUGGUGCCGUGCGCGGACGCGGCUGAGGGGAGCGGCAUCAGCCGCGGCUUUGCUGGCGGUGCAGUUGAGAAUAGCAGUGGUGUCGGGGCUUGGGAGCUACAGCGAUACGACAGCACUGCUGCCCCGCAUCCGGCUUUCGGGGCGUCGGAUGCGGCGCUAGGGCCGGUGCCUUGGGUGCAGCAGUGGCCAGUGGCUGGCAGCAACCACAGCAUGUGGGGUGCAGAUGCGGAGGUGACGGCUCGCCCCUCCUUUGCAAGCUGAGGCCGUGUGGCGCGACGAUGAGUACGUGCAAAGCACUUGAAUUUUGUUGCCAAGCACUAGUCAUAAGUUUGGUGUCAGAGCGUCGACCUAUAGUUGUACAUAAGGUUGGCCCCCGUUAGUGGUAGUUCGAUAUGUUGGUUGCUAUCGUGUUUGGUGUCCUCGCAGGCUGGAGUGGUGCGAACAACUGUAUGGUUGUGUGGGUGUUGAGCAGGUUGGCGUUUCGGAUGCUGGCUGGGCGUGCACUGUUGGCUGAGGGCAGGACGGCCGAGAAAGAGCUGCUGCCGCACUGGCCAACGGCGAGUAACUAAAUCAGGCGCAUGCCAGCUAUGGUGGUUGCCUCGUG
Messenger RNA from Chlamydomonas reinhardtii, 3134 nucleotides. RefSeq lists its product as uncharacterized. The transcript has 3 exons. Lineage: Eukaryota; Viridiplantae; Chlorophyta; Chlorophyceae; Chlamydomonadales; Chlamydomonadaceae. The coding region runs from base 260 to 2791 and encodes 843 amino acids. The record is from RefSeq and is a predicted model, not a curated record.